AACCAAGAAGAACAACCAAGCGAUACAGAGACAGACACAAAGACAUUGAAUAGUGAAAAAAGUUAUAAAAUACAGAGGUAUUCUGAGAAACUACACAGGUGAAGAGCACGUAUGAUCCAACAAGGUGAAGAUAAGAAGACAAUAAAAGAAAUGGAAGAAACAGAAAUGAUCUUCUGUAAUUUUGCUGUUUCUCUCCUACUGCUAUCGCUUAGUGUUAGCGGCACCACAAAUGUUUUGUUUUUUUCUUUCAGGGACUGAGCCGCAGUGUGUUGUAAAGCUGAAAGUGCCACGACACACAGUCUUUAAAGCUCGUAUUAUGACAGAGCUAAAGAUAAACUGUUCUGUAACUCAUCUUGGAUGUCAGAGGAACCUAAAAAUCUCAUGGUGCAAAAUCUAUGGAGAUGACUGUAAAGCUUUAAAUCACUCAGAUGACAUAAAAUAUGAGUUGAAGAAUACAGCAGAGCAUGAAAGAAUGGCUUUCCUGAUUUUCCAGAACAUCUCAAUAGAAGAUAUAGGUUCAUACAGAUGUAAAGAGGGUGACAUGUCUGUAAGUCAUACUAUUAAUGUUACUGUUACAAAAGAUAAUGGCGAAGAUGAAGUUAUAAACAAUCCAAGUAACAAAAAUGAUUCUAAUACAGUUCCAGAAGAUGGUCUGCAGUGGUUGUGGCCAUAUGUGUACAUCUGCAGUGGAAUAGCGGCACUGGUGAUCAUCAUUAUAACCAUAACAUUAUUUGUCUUCGGAUACCAAGACACAAAAUCCAAAACAGAAGAAAUGACAAAUAAAAAUCAGUACAUGGAAACUCAAAGUAGUGACCUGCUUCCUCCUCCUCUUCCUCAUCCCCGUCAUGACACUCGUUCUCCUUCGCACCAGAGAGGCUGUGCUUCAGAUCGUGGCUCUGAAAUUCCAGCUGUCAGAGGAACAUCAUCAGCUGGAAAAGUCAAAGAGAGAAGCCAUCACACUGUCAGCGCAGAAAGAGGAGAAGACGAUAAUGCUCUGGUCUAUGCCUCUUUGAAUCACCAGGCUGUGUCAAAAGUGCCGAGAAAAACUGCAAGACAAGAACCAGAACCUUCAGAAUAUGCUGCAAUCCGAUUCCGGUGAUUUCAAGGAUUGUUUACUAAGACACUUAAAAAAAAAGACUAUUGAGAAAUGACCAGUUGGGAAAAAUAAGGCAAGAGGGAGCAAGAAUCCAUGUUUUUGGACACUUCUUUAUUUUGGAUCAUAUGACAGCAGUUGAUUGCCGUUAUAUUAAAGGACUUGCAUGCAUUAACAAAAAACAUUUCUCACGUUUGCAAAAAUAAUUCAAGCUCUCGAUACUGCCUUACUAAAAUACAUCUAAACAAUUAUAAUAACAUUAUUGUGGAAUAUGAUGUUGCUGAUGAUGCUGACAUUAAUAAAUCACCCAGUAAAUAACAAUGGCUUGUACAAUGGAUCACCAUAAAUGUAACUUUCUGUGUUAUUAAACAUUAGAACGGAAA
Messenger RNA from Danio aesculapii, 1476 nucleotides. RefSeq names its product B- and T-lymphocyte attenuator-like. Lineage: Eukaryota; Metazoa; Chordata; Actinopteri; Cypriniformes; Danionidae. Gene Ontology annotation, cellular component: plasma membrane. Gene Ontology annotation, molecular function: signaling receptor activity. The record is from RefSeq and is a predicted model, not a curated record. Gene Ontology annotation, biological process: immune response-regulating cell surface receptor signaling pathway. The transcript is spliced from 7 exons. Bases 230 to 1099 code for a protein of 289 amino acids.